AUGGGGAUCAGAGUUCGGCCUGCCGAGACACUUAUCGGAUACCGAGCAAAGCAGAACAAUCCGUUACAGUAUUCAACGACGUCAGUAGCUCUAGGGAUGGCUACACCUUCAGCGCCGGAAAUGGUUUCGUGUCCAUCCCAUCCAGGAGAAGAAAUCAUUUUCGUGUGUUCCGGUUGUGGUGACGUGUUUGCGUGUAGUAAGUGUGUAACUAGUGUCCACCGCGGGCACGUUCUUAAUUGCGUCCAUGAAACAGCAAAAUCUUUAAGUGGGCCAAUCUCCGCGCUUGUUCGCACUCGAAUAACGGAUGCGGAGACAGUUGCUAGGAGAUUAGAAGACAUCAAAGUUGAUUACGAUCAGACGACAGACAAUUUGAAAAACUUAUUAGUAGAGGUGAAACUAAGGAGAACAAAGCUCAAAGCCGUGGUUGAUGAUAUUGCUGACAAUGCACUACUUGCUAUACAGGAUCUUAUACAGGAUAAUGAGGCUAUCAUAGCCGACUAUAAAUCAAAGCUACACGAACUUGGGAACCAGUUAUAUUCCAUAACAAGAGAUAGAACCGAAUCAGUUGUCAACGGUGGUAGUUCCACUGAAAUCAUCAGUCACUUCAGGGACUUGUCUAUCCCACCACUUUUCCCGAGGUGUCCUUCAUUUAGAAGGGGAAACUUCACAUCUGCUGAGCUUGUUGAGAAAGAUAUUGGACAAAUGUUUGGGAAAUUUGCAGUGAAUGAAAUUAAGAGAAAGGAAAGUUCACUAGACCCUCCACCCAGGCCACCAAGGACUACCCAACCAGAAACGAAUUCACAACUUCUGCCGGUGACUCCACCAGCAGAAUUAAUUUCUGCACGAGAAACUAUACCAGAACGACGCGUUUUAAGAAAUUCUUCAAAGAAGAACAAAUCUGAACAACAAGCGCCAAAGCCAAUAAAAUCUGAACGACGUAGUUCUCAAGCAGGCGAUGACUUUCAGCUGGACUUGAAAAAACUGGGACAUAUUCAAGAGGAGUCCUCGUUAGGGGUACGAGCAUUUUGGUACAACAAUAGAAAAUUUCUUAUCUCUUACAAAGCUGAUCGACGACUUGUUUUUGUAAACGAGACAGGAGAAAAAAACAGAAAGAUCAAAGUAAUGUCUAAUAUAAUGGAUGCUUGCAUUUCACCACUUACUGGGAACGCCUGGAUUUGCUGUGAAGACCAAACGAUAACUGAGAUUGGUUCGAAGACGAAUACGGUACGAUUCGCGACUGAAUCAUUACCCCUAUGUAUAUGUGCACAGAAGAAAGGUGCAUUUCUUAUUGGUGUCAAAAACGAGAUAAUGCAGUAUAACGUUGACGGGAAUAUACUGCACCGUACAAGCUGUCUCGAUGGAUUUGCCUCUGUAGUGUAUCCCUGGGUUAUUCGAGAGAACCAAAUCACUGGAGAGGUAGCAUUAAGUUACGGCUAUCAGAAGGAAAACUCUUCGAAGGUUACACUUUUUGACCGAGAUCUAAAGUUGAUAUUCCAGUUCCCUGGUCACAAACAUGCACAAGAUGAUUUUAUUCCGGAUCAUAUAUGUUUUACUCCAAAUGGUCAACUUCUGGUGCUGGACAUGGCAGCCAAUAAACUUGUAUUAGUUGGGCGACAGGGUGUGACUCUCAAAGAGACGGCUCUGCACCAGUUCUACCCGUCGGGGAUGACGAUUGGACCUCGCAAUCAGCUGUGUUUGGUCCAACAAACUCUCACAUCUCAAAUAAUGAGCAUGGAUCUUCUGCAGACCGGACAAAACGAGUAUACCUAUGCUCUGUUCUAA
Messenger RNA from Pecten maximus, 1782 nucleotides. RefSeq lists its product as uncharacterized. NCBI's taxonomy places the organism in Eukaryota, Metazoa, Mollusca, Bivalvia, Pectinida, Pectinidae. The transcript has 2 exons. The coding region runs from base 1 to 1782 and encodes 593 amino acids. The record is from RefSeq and is a predicted model, not a curated record. Gene Ontology annotation, molecular function: zinc ion binding.